CUCAACUCUUCUGCUGUCAGUUUCCAGUGGUUGUCAUGGAUGAAGCAGGUUGUCGCAUCUGGUUUAAAAAGGACAACGAGCAUGGCCUCCCCAAUUCUUUCAUCUACCUCAACCUCAUUAGUUCAGCCAUCAUGAAAAACUCUCAGAACAUUGCACUAAGUGACAUUUUUCUGACAUUGGUCCUGCAUAAGCUAACAGAAACACUGUACAAUGCUACAAUGGCAGGAUAUGA
This is a messenger RNA of Candidula unifasciata, 232 nucleotides long. NCBI's taxonomy places the organism in Eukaryota, Metazoa, Mollusca, Gastropoda, Stylommatophora, Geomitridae. The record is from the annotation of a GenBank genome assembly.